AUGAGUGGGAAGUCCUUGCUCUUAAAAGUCAUUCUGCUUGGGGAUGGUGGAGUUGGGAAGAGCUCCCUCAUGAACCGCUAUGUCACCAACAAGUUCGACUCGCAGGCUUUCCACACCAUUGGUGUGGAGUUCUUAAACCGGGACCUGGAGGUGGAUGGACGUUUUGUGACCCUCCAGAUCUGGGACACUGCGGGACAGGAGAGAUUCAAGAGCCUGCGGACUCCCUUUUACAGGGGAGCAGACUGCUGCCUGCUGACCUUCAGUGUGGACGACCGGCAGAGCUUCGAGAACCUCAGUAACUGGCAGAAGGAGUUUGUCUAUUAUGCUGAUGUGAAGGACCCUGAACGCUUUCCAUUUGUAGUCCUGGGCAACAAGAUAGACAAAAACGAGAGACAGGUGAGCACAGAGGAGGCCCAGGCCUGGUGCAUGGAAAACGGUAACUAUCCAUACCUGGAGACUAGUGCCAAGGAUGACACCAAUGUGGCAGUGGCCUUCGAGGAGGCUGUGCGACAGGUGCUGGCAGUGGAGGAGCAGCUGGAGCACUGCAUGCUGGGCCACACCAUUGACCUGCAUUCCAGCUCCAAAUCAGGCUCUUCCUGCUGUUAA
Messenger RNA from Indicator indicator, 606 nucleotides. RefSeq names its product RAB9B, member RAS oncogene family (gene RAB9B). Gene Ontology annotation, cellular component: lysosome; phagocytic vesicle; late endosome. Gene Ontology annotation, biological process: retrograde transport, endosome to Golgi; Rab protein signal transduction. The transcript has a single exon. Gene Ontology annotation, molecular function: GTPase activity; GTP binding. Lineage: Eukaryota; Metazoa; Chordata; Aves; Piciformes; Indicatoridae. The record is from RefSeq and is a predicted model, not a curated record. The coding region runs from base 1 to 606 and encodes 201 amino acids.